Molecule: messenger RNA, 912 nt
Organism: Penicillium cosmopolitanum
Lineage: Eukaryota; Fungi; Ascomycota; Eurotiomycetes; Eurotiales; Aspergillaceae
Exons: 2
Coding region: 1-912 (303 amino acids)
Source: RefSeq, a predicted model, not a curated record
AUGAAUUGGUGGUGGAUAGCGUCGCGUGAGCUCUCAAAUGUUGCCUGUGGCUACCAACAUGUCUCUUCUCUGAUUUUACUAGGCAAACCGCAGAUAUAUUCCCGGUGGCGGCUCUAUUUCUCGAACUACGUCAAAUCUGGGGGGGCUCUGGACCCGAAGAUUGACGGAAGGAUCAAGUUCGGAAAGUAUCAUGCAGUCCGAAUUAUGAAGGCAAUAAAGAAUGGUGAAGAUCCCAAUGCGACGAAUCCUGUUCCGGAAGAGGAAGAACAAGAAUCAAUCGCCAGUCAGGAUGUUCGAACAUUCGAUGGAUCGGUAGCGGAACAGCCCUCUCCAUCCAGACAGCCGCCAAUCGAGGAAAUCCCAGAAGAAUCCGGCCAUCUAAAAGCGCGGGAGCUGACCCAGCAAUUGUCUCUUGAUGAAUCGCUUCAUACUUCCCGAGUUUCAUCCCUUCAGUGGCCGCCUGCAACGUCGAAUUAUGAUAUUCUUUCUGUACUCGGCGAUAUCCCUGGUUCUCCUGCGCGAACAAAGGACAUCAGCAACCCACAACUAGGAGACUUAGAACUCUCCUCAUUCCCGGGGACAAUUGGGUACUCUUCUUCAGUGCCAAACCUACCAGGUAUUCCCGGGGCCUCAACCCUCAGCGGAGCCGAUGCCUUGCGUACCCUGCACCCCUUUCCACCACCAGCCAUUAGUUCUUCAGUCGCCGUACCAGCCCAGCUUCCUUCGAUGAGCUAUCGGGCGCUAGCUCUCAUAUUCCGCAUCCUACAGCUGUGCCGUCCGGUCCACCUCCAGUUCUACGUGCAUCUCUGGCUCAUGUGCGCACUGGAUCACCAAGUCAACCAUCACAGUCGGUCGACGAACAGUCUAUCUCUCUGGCACAGAAACAUGCUCACUGAGCGCUCUCUGUGUUAA